Molecule: messenger RNA, 961 nt
Organism: Schizosaccharomyces japonicus yFS275
Lineage: Eukaryota; Fungi; Ascomycota; Schizosaccharomycetes; Schizosaccharomycetales; Schizosaccharomycetaceae
Product: fungal protein
Exons: 1
Coding region: 202-756 (184 amino acids)
Source: RefSeq, a predicted model, not a curated record
GGAAAAUAGAAAAGGCACACACCCUGUACGCUUGUUCCUCGUCCUUCGUCCUGUCUAAUUCGCCGAUCAACGAAACAGAGUGCAGAUCAUUGCUUGAUCGACACACAAUUGACGGCCAUCUGAUUCCCGCCGAUCAUCCUUCACUCAUUCUUACAUACACACUCAUACGUUCAUACGUCCAUACAUUCGUACAUUCAUAGCAUGCCUGGGAACAAGCUGCUGAGCCCACAGGGGCUCGACAAAAUCGCCAUGCUUCUCGUGAGCGUCGAUCGCCUCAGUUCGCCUUCGACGAAGCUUUUCUCAAAGGACGUCGUCGUCUUCCUCAACGAAUUCCGCUGUGCACUGCGACUGCCCGGCCUGUACAAUCUCGUGAACGGGUUCCAUUUCCAGCAGAGCAGCUUCUGUCAACUCGUCGUCACCCUAGUGCAAAUGGCUUACUAUUUGUCCGAAGGCCUCGCCUUUCUUUCAAGCAAGGACGUCAUCCAGCUGCCUAAGCGACUGGAAAACUGGCUGUGGCUCGUCUCCUGCCGCUGCUGGCUGAUCGGUACACUGAUCCAUUUCGCUCGCUUGCUCCUCCACUGCACCUCUGUCAGCCCCGUCGACCUGCUGGACGAUUUUGUCAUCGACUUGACGGCCCUGCCUAUGAGCCUCCACUGGUCGCUUCGUCGCGGCUGUGGUCUCUGCACCACUCAGCUUGGAGCGCUAGGGCUCGUUAGUGCAGUGACACAUCUCCGGAGGCUCUUGAACGAGUCGUAGUGAGCCCGACAAAAACCCGCCCCACCACUAUUGGUCCCCCUCUACGUUGACGACCCCCACUCAUCCAACCUGGUCCGCCGCACAUCCUCGAUACCCCCACGAACCAUGUCUUAGAAGUCUCUCUUUUCUGUUCUAUUUAUUUGCUAUGUUUUAUUAUGUAUGAGAAAAUAUAAAUGUACUUGUAUAAAAUUUAUGUUAGAAGGAG